Molecule: messenger RNA, 1830 nt
Organism: Molossus molossus (Pallas's mastiff bat)
Lineage: Eukaryota; Metazoa; Chordata; Mammalia; Chiroptera; Molossidae
Exons: 1
Coding region: 1-1830 (609 amino acids)
Source: RefSeq, a predicted model, not a curated record
AUGAACAACAGGCUGGGAGUUUAUGGGCUAAGCUGGGACAGUCAGACACAAUUCGCAGGGGCCGAGGACCUCUUCGAGCAGUCACAUGGCCACGUUCAAGGGCUGUGUGGGCCCCCGCCUGGCACUGGUCCGAGACUGGGCUACCGUCUUCUUUGUAACUCCAGGUCAGGCCGGGUACCAGGCUGCACGGCACGCGGAGUCCGGGUGCUCAGCCCUCCCGGGCCCCGCUCCUGCCGGCCUUCGGGGCCUCCUCCGCGAGUCUCACUGCCCCGGGCCCCGCUCCUGCUCCUGCCGGCCUUCAGGGCCCCCUCCGAGAGUCUCACUGCCCCGGGCCUGCUCCUGCGGGCCUUCGGGGCCUCCUCCGCGAGUCUCACUGCCCCGGACCUGCUCCUGCGGGCCUUCGGGGCCUCCUCCCGAGUCUCACUCCCCCGGGCCUGCUCCUGCGGGCCUUCGGGGCCUCCUCCGCGAGUCUCACUGCCCCGGGCCUGCUCCUGCGGGCCUUCGGGGCCUCCUCCGCGAGUCUCAUUCCCCCGGGCCUCCUCCCGAGUCUCACUGCCCCGGGCCCCGCUCCUGCUCCUGCCGGCCUUCAGGGCCCCCUCCGAGAGUCUCACUGCCCCGGGCCUGCUCCUGCGGGCCUUCGGGGCCUCCUCCGCGAGUCUCACUGCCCCGGACCUGCUCCUGCGGGCCUUCGGGGCCUCCUCCCGAGUCUCACUCCCCCGGGCCUGCUCCUGCGGGCCUUCGGGGCCUCCUCCGAGAGUCUCACUGCCCCGGGCCUGCUCCUGCGGGCCUUCGGGGCCUCCUCCGCGAGUCUCACUGCCCCGGGCCCCGCUCCUGCUCCUGCCGGCCUUCAGGGCCCCCUCCGAGAGUCUCACUGCCCCGGGCCUGCUCCUGCGGGCCUUCGGGGCCUCCUCCGAGAGUCUCACUGCCCCGGACCUGCUCCUGCGGGCCUUCGGGGCCUCCUCCGCGAGUCUCACUCCCCCGGGCCUGCUCCUGCGGGCCUUCGGGGCCUCCUCCGCGAGUCUCACAGCCCUGGACCCCGCUCCUGCGGGCCUUCGGGGCCUCCUCCGCGAGUCUCACUGCCCCGGACCCCGCUCCUGCGGGCCUUCGGGGCCUCCUCCGAGAGUCUCACUGCCCCGGACCUGCUCCUGCGGGCCUUCGGGGCCUCCUCCGCGAGUCUCACAGCCCUGGACCCCGCUCCUGCGGGCCUUCGGGGCCUCCUCCGCGAGUCUCACAGCCCUGGACCCCGCUCCUGCGGGCCUUCGGGGCCUCCUCCGAGAGUCUCACUGCCCCGGACCUGCUCCUGCGGGCCUUCGGGGCCUCCUCCGCGAGUCUCACAGCCCUGGACCCCGCUCCUGCGGGCCUUCGGGGCCUCCUCCGAGAGUCUCACAGCCCUGGGCCCUGCUCCUGCGGGCCUUCGGGGCCUCCUCCGAGAGUCUCACAGCCCUGGACCCCGCUCCUGCGGGCCUUCGGGGCCUCCUCCGAGAGUCUCACUGCCCCGGGCCUGCUCCUGCGGGCCUUCGGGGCCUCCUCCCGAGUCUCACUGCCCCGGGCCCCGCUCCUGCGGGCCUUCGGGGCCUCCUCCCAAGUCUCACUCCCCCGGGCCUGCUCCUGCCGGCCUUCAGGGCCUCCUCCGAGAGUCUCACUGCCCCGGGCCUGCUCCUGCGGGCCUUCGGGGCCUCCUCCGCGAGUCUCACUGCCCCGGGCCCCGCUCCUGCGGGCCUUCGGGGCCUCCUCCGCGAGUCUCACUGCCCCGGGCCUGCUCCUGCGGGCCUUCAGGGCCUCCUCCGCGAGUCUCACUGCCCCGGGCACUGCCACCGACUCUCCCUCUGA